AUGGAUGUGUCGAGUACUGUGCAAGUGGAGGUCAACGGUGAGAGCUCCGGCCAGUCCAGCCCCACCACUGAAGCCCAGCACACCUACAUAACCGUUGCAAGCGAGGGUGGUAACGGCGUGAACUACCAUGUGCAAUACGUGGAGCCUCAGGAGCUGUACGGGCAGAACCACCAGCAGCAAGCUAUGGAGACGCUGCGCACGUACCCGGUGUACGGCGUGGCCACGGUGGGCAGCGGCGACGCGGGCCCCAGCGACUGGCCCGCCGGCGCCGCCGCCGACUACACGGCCUACGGAGUCGUGGUGAGUCUGAACAAGGUGGGCGGCGAUGAGACGGAAGCAGAGGCCGGGUCUCCGCCGACGCCGCCCGCGCCGCAGCCGCGUAUGCCGCCUGCCACCGUGCAGUGGCUGCUCGACCACUACGAGACUGCUGAAGGCGUGUCUCUCCCGCGUUCGACGCUCUACGCGCACUAUCUUCGCCACUGCAGCGCGCACCGCUUAGAGCCCGUCAACGCGGCGUCAUUCGGCAAGCUCAUCCGCUCGGUGUUCCUCGGGCUUCGAACGCGCCGGCUCGGCACGCGCGGCAACUCCAAGUACCACUACUACGGCAUACGCGCCAAGGCGGGCAAUGACGCGCCGCCGCCGCCUGACGCUAACGAGGAGAAGAACGAUGCUAUUGAUGCGCUGGCGGGCAAUGACGCGCCGCCGCCGCCUGACGCUAACGAGGAGAAGAACGAUGCUAUCGAUGCGCUGGAGGUCCGCGAGCCAGAACCAGAGCGCGAGGCGGUACACAGCCCGGCGGGCCUGGCCGGCCUGGCGCACCGGCAGUACCUGGGGCCCACGCCGGCGCCCGACCCGCCGGCCCUAUCGCUCGCCGACCACCCGCCCGACGCCGGCGCCGCCGCCGUGCGCGCGCUGCGGGACCACCACAGGUCGCACGGUGUGGAGUUCCUAGAAGCCGUGGCGGCCCUCGACAUCAACGCUGUGGAGCGUUCCCGCCGUGCCUUCUGGCGCCGUCUGCCUGUGCCGUCUCCGCGCAAGCUCAUGACACGCCGUGACGUAGCAGCUUGGCUGCACUCGGCCGAUCUGAAGCUGUAUCAACAGUGCGUGGAGUUCUUGCUGCCUGAUGUAUUGCGCCCUAUCCCGCCGCAGCUUACUCAGCUUAUGACGCGCCGUGACGUAGCAGCUUGGCUGCACUUGGCUGAUCUGAAGCUGUAUCAACAGUGCGUGGAGUUCUUGCUGCCUGAUGUACUGCGCCCUAUCCCGCCGCAGCUUACUCAGGCCAUCCGCAACUUCGCCAAGGGCCUGGAAGCGGCGCUGGCAGCCGGCGGGUCAGACGCGCCGGCGCCGGCGGGCCGAGCGCACGCCGCCGCCGCCGCCGCGCUGGCCGCCGCGCUGCGCCGCUACACGUCGCUCAACCAUCUGGCUCAGGCCGCGCGCGCCGUGCUCACCAACCACAACCAGAUACAGCAGAUGCUGGCGGACCUGAACCGCGUGGACUUCCGCGUGGUGCGCGAGCAGGCGGCCUGGGCCUGCUCCCGCGCCAGCGCCGCCGCCGCGCACCGCCUCGAGCAGGACUUCAAGGCGACACUAGGCCGUGGGGCAACCCUGGAACAAUGGGCAACCUGGCUGGAGAACUGUGUCAAGAACGCUUUAGCACCGCACGAGCGCCGCGCCGACUACACGGCUCGCGCGCGCCGGCUCCUGUUAGAUUGGUCCUUCUACUCCUCGCUCGUCAUCCGCGAGCUCACGCUGCGGUCGGCGGCGUCGUUCGGCUCCUUCCACCUGCUGCGGCUGCUCUACGACGAGUACGUGUCCUACCUCAUCGAGCGCCGCGUGGCCGCGCACCAGCGCGCGCCGCCCAUCUCAGUCAUGCAGCGGCCCAUGGUGAGCCACCCUCGACCUUUAGUUAGUUUUGCAGGGCAAUCGAAUACCGCGCUUAGCCUCAUGAUUGGGCCAUUGUGCGCGAUUUGUGGUUUAUCUUCCUACUCCAACCACCCCAGAUCCCCCCAGAAGGCAGGCCUCCUGUAG
Ostrinia nubilalis (European corn borer) is the source of this 2028-nucleotide messenger RNA. It is a transcript of the gene Rfx, whose product is annotated as transcription factor RFX3. The record is from RefSeq and is a predicted model, not a curated record. The coding region runs from base 1 to 2028 and encodes 675 amino acids. The transcript has 14 exons. NCBI's taxonomy places the organism in Eukaryota, Metazoa, Arthropoda, Insecta, Lepidoptera, Crambidae. Gene Ontology annotation, molecular function: DNA-binding transcription factor activity, RNA polymerase II-specific; RNA polymerase II cis-regulatory region sequence-specific DNA binding. Gene Ontology annotation, biological process: regulation of transcription by RNA polymerase II.